GUUUUCGUUCAUGUUCGCAUAGCUCAUAAGGACAUAGGACGGGUUUGGCUGAGCUGAGCUAAUAUGUCUAGGUUGUAUAUUCAAGUCAAUCUACUUUAGUGAUAAUGGUGAUAAAAAGGUAGCGAGGACCUUUGCCGGUAGAAAAGUAUUAAUUUAUUUGCAAGAAUGAUGUAAAUUUAUGCAUUCUGCUAUUUGUUUUGUAGGCUACCGUAGCCGGUCCACCACUAUGUGCGGAGCAACUAGCUUUAUUUACACGCUAAUUAUUUUUUCGAAAAUUUGUCAAGCAUUUGGUUCACCCUUCGACAUAAAUGACAAAUUGAUCGAAGUCGUUGGUCCCUCCAAUGUUCAAUUCUGUGAUAAUGUAACUAUAACAUGUAAGACCCGGAUAACAGAUGCGAAACCUUGGUGGAGCUUCUCCGGAACUAAUUUAACUGAAGAUGGCAGCAGAUUUGUGAUGGAAACGAACAAAGAAGAGGGUAAGAUAAUUGUGGAUAAUCUGCACAUAUUGUGUGUCACCUUGGAUGAUAUUGGCAACUAUACGUGUCACACCGGACAGGUCAAUCCUGAAAAUAAAGGAGCGGACAAUGAAACCGUCGAGCAAUCUGUUUUUCUUCAAGUAAACAUGCCUGGAGUGGUGUCAGAGGUGCAUCAUGGCCGAAAAGCGGUAGGUGGAAGCGUAAAGCUGAGAUGCAUUUUCUCAGGUUCCCCAAUCAGUGAUAUCACAUGGACUAAAGGAAACGAUUCAUCCACUAUUGAAAAACUCAGAGAUCGUGUUGAAGUGGUUUACCAAAAUCAAACUUGCGUUGAAACCACUCUGGAGCUUUUGGAACUGAAUACCCGCAAAGAUAAUGGUACCUAUUACUGCUCAGCGUUAAUAGCUGAUGUCAAAGUCAGUGCACCGGUUCACCUUUUCAUAUUAGAUUCACCACAGGUAAAAAUUGAUGUGAUCAAGGUCGUAGGUGCCAACAGAAUUUUUCUCAAUUGGACUGUAAAUAACGGAAAUGAUCCAGUUCGGAAGUAUUAUAUUCAGUUUCUGAAGAAUGGUACCGAACAAUGGACCUACUAUCAAGAGUUGAUUGGAGCCGGUAACACCAGUUAUGUGAUCAAAAAUCUGGAAGCAAAUACUGCUUACAGAUUCAAAUUGAGUGCAGAAAACUCUAUUGGACAAGGAAAUACAUACACUGCAACUGAAUUCUAUAAAACGCUCGAAAAAGAUCCGGAUUUUGUGCCAGAAAUAUCAUUGAAAGGAACUGCACCAAAUGGUUUCACUAUAGGUUGGUCAUUACCUCCAUUAGACAUUAAAGAUCAUGUCCAUUAUUACCAGUUGGUGCUUUACAACAACUACACUAAGAAAGAAGCAAUUCAUCCAGCCGAGAGUAUUAAUAGCUUUAUGUUCGGUGAUCUUCAAUCGGCAACUACUUAUUAUUUCAAGGUGGCAGCAUGCAAUGAAUACACUCAACAGUGUGGCAAUUGGUCGAAAGAAAUUCCUGGAACAACUAUGGAUGGUGUCUCUGGACCUCCGCAAAAUGUCAACAUAACGUGUAAAUUUGAUGAAAUUAGUAAAUCCAGCGCUGUUGGAGUGACAUGGGAUCCCCCAUCUGAGCCAAAUGGGAAGAUUGUUCAUUACAACGUUGUUCUCCAUGGAUCCGCUUCAUACCGCAAUGAAAAAGGAGAUUGGGAAGAAAUGACGUGGGGUCCGAAAAUAAAGAGCGUAGAUGCUAGCUCGAACAGUGCCGUUUUUGAUAUGAUUCCACCAAAUACUAAUUACAGUGUGAAGGUUGCCGGUGUUACAAGAACUAGAGGCGGGGGCACGGAGGCCACAGGGCAUUGCAGUAUGCCCCCCACUAUCCCCGAUAAGGAGAAGCUGGCUCGUUUCCAUUGGGACAAAGUUGAGGAACAAGGCAGAUGGCUGUUGAAAUUGUCAUUACCACGCAUAUCUGAGAGGAAUGGCCCUAUUUGCUGUUACAGAGUGUUUGUUGUUAAACUGAGAGCUCAGCAGAAUGUAGCUGAUCUUCCUCCGCCACAGUUUUCACCAGUUUCGUCUUAUCAGGAAGUUCACCAUGGAAAAUCUGGAGGUGCUUACGUUGCUGAUAUGUUUGACAGUAAUUCUCUGAACAGCGAUAUAUUUCUCGGAGAUGGGCAAACUUUAAUGUCAGCAGAAGACUUCAGCAAUCCCUGUCACCGUUGCAUUGGGUUGAAACCGAAUCCCCCCACUCUACCCACACAAACGACUGCGGCAAGCCCAACCAACGCCACCGCAAUCACAGUUACCACCAACACCACGUCAAAUGCAACCACCCCGCAAUCAGCUGUUACCUCGCCCAUACCUAAUGCAACCGUUGCGCAUGCUCUGAACUUCACUGUCUCUCCCACUGCUCCCACUACCAAGAUAACUACGACGUCAGUUGUGCCGUCGUUGGCCUACAUUCCUUCGCUGUCGACCGCUGUGGACCGGGCCAGGCGAUCUGUGAUGUCAGUCCCAGCCACAACUCCACACACAUUGCAUGUUUUCGACGGUCAGCUCGACACUAGUAGUAACUAUACCGGAUUCAUCGAGAUAAUUGUCUUUGGAGGCAAGCAAGUAUUUCUACCAGCAUACAGCAGCUAUUUUGAAGCUCUCAAUCCAGGUCCACAAGUUCUGCAAGCUAUUCAACCUAACCCAAUGUUGAACAACGUUCUUCAGGUUGCUUGCGUCCUUCUUUUCGUGAUUCUUGUUCUUGUGGUGGUUCUUUACUUGCUGCAAAGAUAUACUAAACAAGUAGCAGAAGCUCAAGGUGUUGAAAUGUCACUGCGAAAUUCAUUCAGGCACUUGUGCAGAUCUUUGCGGGGAAGCCAUCUGCCGGUGUCGAACCAUCCGCCCGACAUGUCUCCAAUCCUAGCUGCGGACCUGGCCACUGCUUUCGGGGAGCGUCACAAGGACUCCGACUACGGCUUCCAACAUGAGUUUGAGCUUCUUCCGGAUGGCUUCAAUGAUCGCACAACUAAGGCUUCAGAAGCUCGUGAGAACAUGUACAAGAAUCGAUACCCAGACAUCAAAGCCUACGAUCAAACCAGAGUCAAGCUCUCCCAGGUUGAUAGCAUUGCUGGGUCGGAUUAUAUCAAUGCUAACUUUGUUAUUGGAUACAAGGAAAGGAAGAAGUUUAUUUGUGCUCAAGGCCCAAUGGAUAAUACAGUAUGUGACUUCUGGAGAAUGAUAUGGGAACAACAUUUAGAACUUAUUCUUAUGCUCACCAAUCUUGAAGAGUACAGUAAAACCAAAUGCGCGAAAUAUUGGGCUGACAAAGCAGAAGGAGAGAAGAAUUUUGGAGAUAUAACUGUCAGUCAUGUCAAUGAAAAGCGAUAUUCAGAUUACAUAUUCAGAGAAUUGAAGAUGGUCCGUAAUAUUGGCAGUAGUCGAGAAGAGAGAAGUAUUAUCCAGUAUCAUUUUCUUGUUUGGAAAGAUUUCCAAGCACCCGAGCAUCCAGCUGGGAUUCUCAAGUUCAUUAAACGUGUCAAUGAAGCCUAUUCAUUGGAGAAAGGUCCAAUUCUUGUACAUUGCAGUGCUGGUGUUGGUAGAACUGGAACGCUUGUCGCACUUGACUCGCUGUUACAGCAACUCGCGGCUGAAAACCAAGUCGCCAUCUUCAAUACGGUCUGCGAUCUUCGACACCAGCGCAAUUUCCUUGUCCAGUCCUUGAAACAAUACAUAUUUGUGUAUCGAGCUCUUCUUGAGGUUGCCCAGUUUGGUGAUACAGAAUUGAAGGCAUCCAAGUUGAAAGCAUCUGUCGAGAAAUUGAAGCAGCUUGAAAAUGGAAAGGAGAAGUCGAAACUUGAGGAAGAAUUCGAGAAAAUCUGUCGUGUAGUGGAAGAGAGAAAAUCGAAUAGCGUUGGAAGUGGUGAAGAAAACUGCCUGAAAAAUAGAAGUGAGCUGGUGAUUCCCUAUGACAGAAACCGUGUCAUACUAACGCCUGUUCUAACCAGAGAUCACUCCACCUACAUUAAUGCUUCUUUUAUUGAGGGCUACGACAAUUCAGAAUCGUUCAUUAUCACUCAAGAUCCUUUGGAUUGUACAUACGCUGAUUUCUGGAGAAUGGUUUGCGAGCAGAAUAUAUCAACUCUUGUUAUGUUAUCGGAUCUUGGAGAGAGUGCUAAGAAAUGCCCACGCUACUGGCCCGAUGAUGAAAUACUUCAUGACCAUGUCAAGGUGAAAUAUAUCCAAAGUGAAAGCUGUCCUUACUAUACGAGGAGGGAGUUAUGUGUUACAAAUAUAAAGACUGACGACAAGAUAAUGGUCACACAAUACCAGUACAAUGGAUGGCCAACCGUUGAGGGAGAGGUGCCAGAGGUUACCAGAGGUCUUCUAGAGCUGGUGGACCAGACUCAGGGUCACAUAGGCGGCAAUAAUUCGGUGACUAACAGCUCUCCAGCCGAGGUGACAACUGCCCCGAUUCUGGUGCAUUGUCAUUGCGGCUCUGAUCGGUCGUCCAUGUUUGUCGCUCUUAGCAUUCUGGUGCAGCAACUGCGCAUCGAGAGAAGAGUCGACAUUUGCACAACUGUUCGAAAGCUCAGGUCUCAGAGACAGGGCAUGAUUCAAGCCUAUGCUCAGUAUGAAUUUUUGCAUCGUGCCAUUGUAAAUUAUGCAGAUUUACAUCACUUGAGUGAUGAAGAGUCGAAUUGUUCGUAGACCCCAGUCUUCAGGUAUAACGCUCCACGAGCAAUGCAUUUUUAUAAAUACUUACAAUAAUAGUUAUAAUAUUGUAAUGUUACUCAUAAAAUUCAUUACAAAAUGAUUAUUUGUAAAUUUAUAUUCAUCUGUUUGACUAUACAUUCAGUGAAUUUUCUAUUGGAAAGUACAGUAAAUGUAGUCAUAAAUUGUAUAUAUAGAAAAGUAACUUUUUUUUAAAUUUGCUAUUAUAACUAUUUCAAUUCAGUGUGUAUCUUUUCACUGAAAAUGAAGUGUAUAUUAGUUUAUUUUUGGUUGUGACAAAUUAAAUUCUUGUGAGAAGUGUUCACCACAGAAUUGCAAACCAAUGAACCAAUUUUAUUGUUUUAUGAUGGGAAAUAAUUAGUAUAAACAAAUAUUUUACUUUUAAUCGUUUCCCAUCAUUUUUAUGGUCACCAAAGACAUUCUUAUUUAAAAACCCUUCAUCGUAAUUAUAUUAUGCACAACCUAGCUGACAAGAAGAAAACAGUUAGAUCUGCUUGUUAUAAUAAAAAGUUUAUUUUCAGGUUUAUUACUUUCAAAUUAUAUUCAUGUUCAUUCAGAAAACAUAGAAACAGUUACACCAUUCAGUUAUCAAUAGAAGGCUUAUUAGAACAUUUUCAUGUUCUUGAAAUAAUUUUUGUGAUAUCUAAGUACGCAUAUAUCUUCAUUGGAUUGUUUGACUUUGCUUUUAGUUUGAAUAGUUUGAACAUUAUUAUUUUAUUUUAAGCUAACCUUUUUUUUAAUCUGAAUUGAAUAUUUUAGUAUAAUAUGUAUCAAUGUAUAGAAGAUUACUGGUCACCAAUACCUACAUAAUAUCAUGUAAUGAUUGGUUUUCUAGAGUAGAAGACGUAUAUAAGGACCUUGAAUUUUAUUUUAAUUUCAAAAAUCUAUUAUUAUUUUGUAAAUUAGUAAGACAAUACUUUGUGCUCUACUUAAAUACAAUAGGGCAAAUGAAAGAAUUGAAAUUGUGAUUCUGUUUUAGAUUAUUUGAUGCAGCUAUUAUUUCAAAUAAGGUUUGUUAUUGAAACUGAAUAUUUUUUAUAACUUGUGAUGCAUUUGUUUCAACAACUUUGAUGUGUCGAAUUAAUUCCAAGUUUUUCAGUAUCAAGGAUGAUUAGUUUAUUUUCUAUUAUUUGCUUUAGAAGAUCAUUUUUAUACGUUUCGUUAAAAUUAAACAUAAUUAUUUUAGGAAGAGAUCAAGCUAAAGAUCUGAGAAUAUUAUUGAUUUUCCAUUUUAGAAGUGAUCAUUUGAAGGUAAUUCCAAUAAUUUAUACGAAUGCUAUAACCGUUUGUAUCUCGACUUCUACAUCCCUAUUCCAUCAGCAGUUUUGGGACAUUUUCCUUAAACAUAUAGGAAAAUAGAGCUGAGAUUGUGGAACUAAAUAUUUUAUCCACCCAUUCAUUUCCUAAAUUCAUUUUCAAUAUUAUAUUAGCAUUGAAACGAUUCAACUUCAUGUUAAAUGUUUAGGUAUUUAUCACAUCAUUCCACAUUUAUUCAUGACAUCUUUCAUUCAAUAAUCAAUUAUAUUUCAUUAUUUUCCAUAAGUCUCAUAUUAGAAGAGAAUUUGUCUAAAUACUUCGAUAGAUAUCCUCCAGAAAGGAAAAGUGAAUUUGAUAUAUAUAGAUGUUCAAAGCAUAACACAUCAGACUCAUGACGCUAUAUACAUUCAGCUCUAAUAUAUUUGUCUAUUUUAAUUUAGAUUUUCGUAGUUGAUAUGAUUACUAAAGAGUAAUUUUUUAUAGUGUAAGAUGAUUUUAACCGUUGUUAUUUUGAGGUUUUGAUUCAAGAAUACGCAGUUUUUCUUUCCAUCAACCGCAUCUUCCCCAAGUCCAAUAAUUAUUUAUUGAAUAAAUAUUAUUUAUUGACUUUUCAUAACCAUGUCCGAUCCAACACUGAAAAUAUUACAACUUUCAAAAUAUGGGGUACGGUACUAAGUUUGAGUUUCUCAUAGUUAGUUUCUCCAAAAUUACAUUUUUGAUUCCUAGGCUUCAUAAUUUGUCAUAUUUAUACAAUUAUUAGAAAAGUACACAAUAAUAAAUACGAUCACUAAUGCGAGAUUUUUAUUAAUAUAGUUUUUAUAAAGUAUCAUUACAAUAUCUUUGUCACUUUCUAUUCUUAUGCGUCAAUUUUCUUACUUUCAAAUAUUUGUCAAAUAUUGAUACCAAUCCUGUUCACGAGGUGUUAUAUAUUUCAGUAAUAUUCAAGUUAUUUCAAUAUGUUCCCAUUUAAUCUUCAUAUCUGUAACCGAUCAAAACUUACUUUGAAAUAUCUAAAAAAUGUUAUUUUAUGAACUUUAUUGCUUUUUUCAAUCGGCAUUCGGUGUGUUCAAAAAGUCAUUAGGUCUAGUCAUUAUUCACUGCCAAAAAUUUUCAAAAAUUUUGCACCGUGAGAAACUACUACGUUAGAGAGGGACAGAAAUACCUUGUGCAAGGUCAUUUAAUUUUUCCUCUACCACCAGGGUAUUGUUCAUUAAUAUUUAAAUUGUUUCUUAUAACAUAAAUCCCAGAAGCUCUCAGUCAAGUAUCAUUUGAGCCUCAAGAUAUAUAUUUGAAUCUUCUAUCAAUAUUUUCAUGGCAUUCGUUUAUUUAAGCUUUAAUACCUUUUAGAAACUUAUGAAAGUGGCGGGGAAACAAAUUGAAUACCAUAAUCAAAUGGAAGUGGUGAGGAAUCAGUUUUAAUAAUUUUAGUUACUCAUUAUCUCCAAUUUAAGAUUAAUUUAUUCUCUAAGAAAAAUAUAGUUUUAGCAUUUUAGUCUAUUGGACGUAUUUUAAUGUAGUUUUUAAAUCUUUGUAUUUUUUUCUAAAUUAUUAGUUUACUCGACGUUUACUUUACACAUUGAGUAAUAAAAUAAUAAUCACAUCACAUUAUAAGAUCUCGUUGAU
This is a messenger RNA of Nilaparvata lugens (brown planthopper), 7567 nucleotides long. RefSeq names its product tyrosine-protein phosphatase 69D (gene Ptp69D). The record is from RefSeq and is a predicted model, not a curated record. Lineage: Eukaryota; Metazoa; Arthropoda; Insecta; Hemiptera; Delphacidae. Gene Ontology annotation, biological process: protein dephosphorylation. The coding region runs from base 179 to 4663 and encodes 1494 amino acids. Gene Ontology annotation, molecular function: protein binding; protein tyrosine phosphatase activity. The transcript has 27 exons.